Messenger RNA from Hippoglossus stenolepis (Pacific halibut), 2848 nucleotides. It is a transcript of the gene wdsub1, whose product is annotated as WD repeat, sterile alpha motif and U-box domain containing 1. Lineage: Eukaryota; Metazoa; Chordata; Actinopteri; Pleuronectiformes; Pleuronectidae. The record is from RefSeq and is a predicted model, not a curated record. Gene Ontology annotation, molecular function: ubiquitin-protein transferase activity; protein binding. Bases 97 to 1572 code for a protein of 491 amino acids. The transcript is spliced from 13 exons. Gene Ontology annotation, biological process: protein ubiquitination.
CGUCACGGUCAGCUGCUCAAUGAGGAAGUAAACAAACCUGCAGCGAGCGGACGACUCGACGGGAGCAAGUGAAGCAGCUGUGGGCCGGCUCUCCAAAUGACGUCUCUGAUUUGCACUUUAAAUGACCAUCGAGACGAUGUCAACUGGUGCGCCUUCUCGGCCAAACUGCUGGCCACGUGUUCUGGGGACAAAACUCUCAGGGUAUACAGCACCAGUGACUUCUCAGAGCUGCCUUUCUCCCCGCUGUCGGGACAUGGCUACAGCGUCCACUGCUGCUGCUUCAGCCCCUGCGGACAGUUCCUCUGCUCCUGCUCCACCGACGCUACCACGGUUGUCUGGUCCAUGGUCACAGGAGAGAUCGAGGCUGUCAUGGAGCAUCCCGGUCGCAGCCCUGUGAGGAUCUGUGCGCUCUCCCCUGACUCUGCCCACCUGGUCACUGGUGCAUCCGAUGGGACUUUGGCCCUGUGGGAUUUCCCGUCCAAACAGCUGAACAGGACCGGAGCCGUGAGCGACACGACCAUGGUGGCCUGCUCCUUCAGCCCCUGCAGUCGGGUGUUCAUGACGGGCUCCACCUACGGAGACCUGCGUCUGUGGGACCUGAGCAUGAACCAGCUCCACGCAGAGAAGAACGCCCACGACCUGGGGGUCACCUGCUGCACGUUUGCUCCUGACAUCCUCAGUGGUGAGAAGAACCAUCGAGGUCAAGUUGUACAGUUUCGUCUGGCGUCCUGUGGCCAAGACAGUCACCUGAAGAUCUGGGCCAUUAACAAGUUCGCUUCUGGAGCCUAUAAGAUGAAGCUCCUGCACACACUAACUGGCCAGUCGGCUCCAGUCCUCUCCUGUGCCUACUCCUCAGAUGGGCAGCUGCUUGCGUCUUGCUCUGUGGACAAAACUGUUACAGUCUAUGAUGCAGCAAACGCAGUUUUGCUUUACACCCUGAGACAGCACGAGAGGUACGUGACGGCGUGUUGCUUCUCUCCAACAUCACCACUAAUUGCCACAGGAUCUAUGGAUAAGACUGUAAACAUCUGGAGGCUGGAGGACGGAUGCAGUGGCCACGGAGGGAAGACACUGCCUGAGGAACCUGCUCUCGCAUCACAUGAAGGGAAAACCUCAGCCGGCCAAUCGAAGCUGCUGGUCACCGAUUGGUCGGAGGGGGAUGUGUCAGAGUGGCUGGUGGAGGAAGGCCUCUCGGGAUUGGUUGAGAAAUUCAGGGCCAACAACAUAGACGGGACCGAGCUGCUCAGUCUCACCAAGGAAACGCUGGCGUCAGAGCUGCUCAUAGAGUCUGUGGGCCUGCGCAGUAAACUCCUGAGGAAGGUGGAGGAGCUGAAGAGUCAUUCAGUCUGUUCAGGCGUUCCUGACGAGUUCCUGUGUCCAAUCACCCGAGAGCUGAUAAAGGAGCCGGUCAUUGCUGCUGAUGGCUACUCAUAUGAAAGAGAGGCCAUCGAGAGCUGGAUCAACACCAAGAACCGCUCCAGCCCCAUGACCAACCUCCCAUUGCUGACGACUCUGCUCACCCCUAACCACACCCUGAAGAUGGCGAUUGGCCGCUGGAAGACCAGCCAGUGACGUCUGACGAAGCUGUGUCCCAAACCUUUCACUUAGAGCGGAUCAUAAACUGUAUUAUAAAGAUGGACGACAUGAGGGCUCACCCCAAAGUGAAGCCAGAGUCUCAAUCGCCUCCUGGUGGCUGGCUGCAAUGUAGGUCAUAAUCCCUGCCUCCUCCAUGUUAUUGGUUGGAACAUGAGUCAAACUGAAAAGUCAAAAACCACGUCAAAUUAAUCUUUCUCAAAGAUGGUUUCUGUUAUUUUCGGUAAUUCUGAUAUAUGUCGUGUUCAUGUUUCCAGUCAUUUUGGUUUCGUUAAGUUAUUUGCUGUUUUAAAAACAGGCUGAAAAAUCUUGAUUGACAGCUCAGACUGACUCGUGAUAGGUCGAGCUUGUGCAUCGACGGGACCACGGCUCCAUCCCCCGGUCGCAACUUUGCAGAUUCUGGCUCCAAAUAACAAACAUCAGCGCAAGAUGGCAGCGUUUGUUAUCAGGAUGAUUUGGCUUCAUUUCUGGAUGGUGGGAGGACUGGAUGUGUCGUCCAUCUUUAUUUACAGUCUAUGGAACAGACAGAAACCAGAACUCGCAGGGAUCCCAGAGCCCAACAGGAGCAGGUGCGUUGAUCCAGUUGAGAUGUCUGCUCACUGUGUUGGCUUUUACUCAUCAAGCUGCAUUAAGCAAAUCAUGUUUGAAGGCAGGUUUACUAAGCAUUGACUUUUGCAUGCGCGACAAUUACUUUAUAUUUAUUACAAUUAUGUUUUUUUUUUUAAUGGAAGUUCUUGGAAGAAAAAGUCACAGGGAAUUAAUAUUUAAAGAGACUGGUUUUGUUCCUGUUUUAAUGUGAAUGUUGCUUUGUUAAAAAUGUCUUCGCUUCAAAAAUCUACAAAAUGUGUAAUUUGCUCAUUCAGCUGAAAAAACUAAUAAAGAUCCAUUAUAGGAAUGAUAACAAAUUAAUUAUUAAUCAAAAAAUAUAUUUCUUUGUGCAGUUUUUAUUAUUCAUGAUUUUUUUUAUUGACUGAAUAACCAAUUGACUGAGUAACUGCACAAAGCUACAGCGACAUUCAUCUGCAGUAGGAUCGGCAGGACUAACACAUUACUUUGUGAGGAUUGAAAUAUUGCUUAAUGCAGCUUUAUUUAAAAAAGUUGUUACUGAAAACACCAUCUGCAGUGACACAAGUAAAAAUAUUUUUUUACAUUGCUUAAAGGUUCAGUGUGUAGAAUUCAGUGACAUCUAGUGGUGAAGUUGCAUGUUGCAGCUGAAUACCUCACCCUCCCCUUCCAAACAUGAAAGAGAACCUGU